This is a messenger RNA of Anthonomus grandis grandis, 1550 nucleotides long. It is a transcript of the gene dare, whose product is annotated as NADPH:adrenodoxin oxidoreductase, mitochondrial. Gene Ontology annotation, biological process: ubiquinone biosynthetic process. The record is from RefSeq and is a predicted model, not a curated record. Gene Ontology annotation, cellular component: mitochondrion. Lineage: Eukaryota; Metazoa; Arthropoda; Insecta; Coleoptera; Curculionidae.
UAAAAGUAAGGUUAAGUUCGGCCCGUCCGUCAUUCUUGGUAAACAAUAACAACCGAAAAGACCCACUUUUGAAACCAGUAAAAUUAUCGAAUUCCCAAGGGAACAUGUUAAGAAAUUCCACUGUUUCAAUAGCCAGAAGGUACUUCUGCGAUGUCAAAUCGCUAAAACCGAAAGUGUGCGUUGUGGGAGCGGGCCCGGCCGGUUUCUACGCGGCCCAGCAUUUAGCCAAAAAACUGAAAGAAAUCCAGGUGGAUAUUUUGGAAAAACUGCCAGUGCCCUUUGGGCUUGUGAGGUUCGGGGUCGCCCCAGAUCAUCCGGAGGUCAAAAACGUUAUACAUACUUUUACAAAAACCGCCGAGAGCCCCAAUGUGAACUUUUAUGGGAAUAUCACGUUGGGGCAAGAUGUUUCGUUGAGGCAAUUGAGAGAACUGUACCAUGUAGUUCUUUUGACUUAUGGUGCUGAACAGAACCAAAAACUAAACAUUCCUGGUGACUCUCACGAGAUGUGUUUCGCAGCAAGAAAAGUCGUUGGAUGGUACAAUGGGGUGCCCAGUGAUGCCAACUUGUGUCUCGACCUAAAUUGUGAAUCUGUGGCCCUUAUUGGUCAAGGCAAUGUGGCCAUUGAUGUAGCAAGAAUACUUUUAACACCAAUAGAUGAGCUUAAGAAAACUGAUAUCACUCAAUAUGCCCUGGACCAGUUGAGUACCUCGAAAGUAAAACGGGUUUAUCUGAUUGGCCGUAGGGGGCCACUUCAAGCAGCUUUCACCAUAAAAGAAUUAAGGGAAAUGUUAAAAUUACCAAACUGUUCCACUAUAUGGCGCGAAGAGCAAUUUCAGGACGUAACUCCGGAUGUAAUAAACAAAUUAGGACGACCCAAGAAAAGAAUCACUGAACUUAUGCUCAAAUCUGUCCGAGAAUCACCGAGGGAGAACCCGAAGGGCUUUUACCCAAUUUUCAUGAGGACGCCCCUGGAAAUCUUUGAAAACAAGAUACUUUUGGGGGUCAAUAAGUUGGCUGGAGAUGAUUUGUUGACCCAAAAAGCCGUUUUAACUGAUAAUAAGGAAACUAUUGAGAGUGAAUUGGUGAUUACUAGUAUAGGGUAUAAGGGAGUACCAGCUGACCCCGAUUUACCUUUUAUAGAAGACAAAGGGGUGGUGAAAAAUGAUGCUGGAAGGGUGGAUAAGGGCUUGUAUACUUCUGGAUGGUUGGCAAGUGGUCCCAUGGGGGUGAUUCUGACCACCAUGUCCAACGCUUUUGGGGUAGCCGAGCAAAUAAUUAAAGACAUAACCAACGAGGGACCGCAAGAACCCAAACCGGGAUUUAGUGAAUUAAAGCGGGUUCUUCAAAGUAAAAAUGUACAAAUCGUCGAAUGGAGCGAUUGGGAGAAAAUCGACAAGUAUGAGGUGGAACAGGGUGAGAAACUGGGAAAACCUAGAGAGAAGGUGCUCGACGUUAGGAAAAUGCUGGAAAUUGCUUCCGGUUAGGUUUUAAGUGCUAAAUUGUAUUUUUAUUUUUAUAUUUAUAUAUAUAUAUAUUGAGUUAUUUUUUUA